Messenger RNA from Pipistrellus kuhlii (Kuhl's pipistrelle), 1837 nucleotides. It is a transcript of the gene UCK1, whose product is annotated as uridine-cytidine kinase 1. Gene Ontology annotation, molecular function: ATP binding; kinase activity. Gene Ontology annotation, cellular component: cytosol; cytoplasm. Bases 110 to 943 code for a protein of 277 amino acids. The transcript has 7 exons. Lineage: Eukaryota; Metazoa; Chordata; Mammalia; Chiroptera; Vespertilionidae. The record is from RefSeq and is a predicted model, not a curated record.
GUGGAACUCCGAGGGGGCGUCUCCGACCUUAGCGAGGGGGCGGUCGAGGCGGCUGGUUGUAGGGAGGAGACCGCAGCGAGGACCCCGAUGCCGACCGGCGGGGCUGUAGAUGGCUUCGCCUGGAGGCGACGACUGCGGGGGCACCACGCCCGAGGCGGACCGGCCUCACCAGCGGCCCUUCCUCAUCGGGGUGAGCGGCGGCACCGCCAGCGGCAAGUCCACGGUGUGUGAGAAGAUCAUGGAGCUGCUGGGCCAGAACGAAGUGGACCACCGGCAGCGGAAGGUGGUCAUCCUGAGCCAAGACCGGUUCUACAAGGUGCUGACGGCGGAGCAGAAGGCCAAGGCCCUGAAGGGCCAGUACAACUUCGACCACCCAGAUGCUUUUGACAAUGACUUGAUGCACAAGACUCUGAAGCACAUUGUGGAGGGCAAGACUGUCGAGGUCCCAACCUAUGACUUUGUGACCCACUCCAGGUUACCGGAGACCACGGUGGUGUACCCGGCGGACGUGGUGCUGUUUGAGGGCAUCCUGGUCUUCUACAGCCAGGAGAUCCGGGACAUGUUCCACCUGCGCCUCUUCGUGGACACGGACUCCGACGUCAGGCUGUCGCGGAGAGUUCUCCGGGACGUGAACCGCGGGAGGGACCUGGAGCAGAUUCUGACCCAGUACACCACCUUCGUGAAGCCAGCCUUCGAGGAGUUCUGCCUGCCGACGAAGAAAUACGCGGAUGUGAUCAUCCCCCGAGGGGUUGACAAUAUGGUCGCCAUCAACCUGAUUGUGCAGCACAUCCAGGACAUCCUGAACGGGGACAUCUGCAAGUGGCACCGCGGAGGGGCCAACGGGCGCAGCUGCAAGAGGACGCUUCCUGAGCCCGGAGACCACCCUGGGGUGCUGGCCCCCGGCAAGCGGUCGCACCUGGAGUCCAGCAGCAGGCCACACUGAGGAGGACACGCACCUCCCGCAGGCCCCGGAGGUGCCCCCUGCCCCCAAACACCUGCGGCUUCCUUCCGCCUCUGGGACGGCCCAUGUGAGAGUCCGUGUCCUCAGUGCCGGGACCCUGGACAAGUGGUCCCCCCAACCCUCGUGGUGCAGAGGGUGGGAGGCCAGGUCACUGAGCGAUGCCGCAGGGCGAGUGGCAGCCUGUGAUGCUCGCUCGGGGAGGCGGGGCCGCGCUGUGGGAGGAGGAGGGACACCGGGACACCGUGUUCAGUGUAUGACCGUAGUCUCACAGAGUCCUUCUGGUAUGAUCAGUUCUCACACGUGUGCGAUGGAAAGUGACAGUACUUCCCCUUUUUAUGUUGUACGUCCCACGUUGUGUCUCCUAACACCGUGUAGUGUGAGCUAGUAACCCAGUUUCAUGACCCACAGUGGGUGUUGGUCCAGCCUGGGACGCACUGGCUGAUGUGAGGACCGGGGUGCCUCCUUUCUCCUAGCCUGGGCUCCAGGGCAGGGCAGGAGGGAGCCUGGGGUGCAGGUAUGUUUUAACCAGCACCAGCAGGAAGCAGGGAUGUCUACUCGCCCAGCCCCUACUGGGGAGUGUCCACCAGGGACCCUGAGCCUGGGUGCUGCCCCAAGGAGUGUGCUGGACCCUGAGGCGGGAGUGAGUGCCAUGGCCCAAAGCCAGCCCACCUCCCUCCCCGUGUGGUGGCCACGUGUUAAAGGGUCCUGCCCCAUCACUGCUAACCUGCGAGGCAUUCUGGGUUCUUUCUAUGGAGUAGUAGCUGGUCACACAACUCCUGACAUGGGCCAAGCCGUGGCCAGCUGCUGGUGACUGCGACAGUUUUGUCACACAUGUCGUGACCUUUGGGGAGAGAAUCAAUAAAUAACCAAUAUGAA